AUGCCAGUUCCACAGGCGAUGUAUGCUUGCAUGCCAGUUCCACAGGCGAUGUAUGCUUGCAUGCCAGUUCCACAGGCGAUGUAUGCUUGCAUGCCAGUUCCACAGGCGAUGUAUGCUUGCAUGCCAGUUCCACAGGCGAUGUAUGCUUGCAUGCCAGUUCCACAGGCGAUGUAUGCUUGCAUGCCAGUUCCACAGGCGAUGUAUGCUUGCAUGCCAGUUCCACAGGCGAUGUAUGCUUGCAUGCCAGUUCCACAGGCGAUGUAUGCUUGCAUGCCAGUUCCACAGGCGAUGUAUGCUUGCAUGCCAGUUCCACAGGCGAUGUAUGCUUGCAUGCCAGUUCCACAGGCGAUGUAUGCUUGCAUGCCAGUUCCACAGGCGAUGUAUGCUUGCAUGCCAGUUCCACAGGCGAUGUAUGCUUGCAUGCCAGUUCCACAGGCGAUGUAUGCUUGCAUGCCAGUUCCACAGGCGAUGUAUGCUUGCAUGCCAGUUCCACAGGCGAUGUAUGCUUGCAUGCCAGUUCCACAGGCGAUGUAUGCUUGCAUGCCAGUUCCACAGGCGAUGUAUGCUUGCAUGCCAGUUCCACAGGCGAUGUAUGCUUGCAUGCCAGUUCCACAGGCGAUGUAUGCUUGCAUGCCAGUUCCACAGGCGAUGUAUGCUUGCAUGCCAGUUCCACAGGCGAUGUAUGCUUGCAUGCCAGUUCCACAGGCGAUGUAUGCUUGCAUGCCAGUUCCACAGGCGAUGUAUGCUUGCAUGCCAGUUCCACAGGCGAUGUAUGCUUGCAUGCCAGUUCCACAGGCGAUGUAUGCUUGCAUGCCAGUUCCACAGGCGAUGUAUGCUUGCAUGCCAGUUCCACAGGCGAUGUAUGCUUGCAUGCCAGUUCCACAGGCGAUGUAUGCUUGCAUGCCAGUUCCACAGGCGAUGUAUGCUUGCAUGCCAUUUCCACAGGCGAUGUAUGCUUGCAUGCCAGUUCCACAGGCGAUGUAUGCUUGCAUGCCAGUUCCACAGGCGAUGUAUGCUUGCAUGCCAGUUCCACAGGCGAUGUAUGCUUUUAGGGGAGUACUGCGCAUGACCCUUCUUAUCCGUACAAUUGGCUUUUCUAUAAUUGAUUGA
Dreissena polymorpha is the source of this 1110-nucleotide messenger RNA. Its product is annotated as MAGE-like protein 2. The coding region runs from base 1 to 1110 and encodes 369 amino acids. NCBI's taxonomy places the organism in Eukaryota, Metazoa, Mollusca, Bivalvia, Myida, Dreissenidae. The transcript has a single exon. The record is from RefSeq and is a predicted model, not a curated record.